This is a messenger RNA of Elaeis guineensis (African oil palm), 2271 nucleotides long. RefSeq names its product probable ethylene response sensor 1. NCBI's taxonomy places the organism in Eukaryota, Viridiplantae, Streptophyta, Magnoliopsida, Arecales, Arecaceae. Gene Ontology annotation, biological process: phosphorylation; signal transduction. The record is from RefSeq and is a predicted model, not a curated record. Gene Ontology annotation, molecular function: phosphorelay sensor kinase activity; ethylene binding; ethylene receptor activity. Gene Ontology annotation, cellular component: endoplasmic reticulum.
UCCCGUUAAUCACCUCGUCGGAGCUUGUUUGCCUGUCGUUUCUUUUCCUUGAUUUGUUGCGUUUUCUGUCUUUGAUCGGGAUGGGCUGGGUUCGAUUUGUUUUCUGUGUAUGAUUGCUUUAUUAUGUUGGAUUUGCUUCUACUUUCUUUCUUUCUUUCUUUCUUUCUUUGGGAGGGGGUGUUGGAUUUGAUGUUGCUUUUUGUUCUUUCGGUUUGGGGAUGGUCGUGGGUGUAGGGUUAGGGCAGUUGAAAUGACAUUAUACGCUGUAGGGUUCCAAGAAAUGGAUUUGCGAGCCCCAUGAUGGAAGGGGAUUGGAGAGGAAUGUAGAGAGAAGAAUAUUGUGGCUGUGGCAGCUGCUGGGUGAUGGAGGGCUGUGACUGCAUUGAGCCUCAAUGGCCUGGAGAUGAGCUUUUGGUGAAGUAUCAGUAUAUAUCGGACUUCUUUAUAGCGCUUGCCUAUUUCUCUAUACCGCUCGAGCUCAUUUAUUUUGUGAAGAAGUCUUCAUUCUUCCCAUAUAGGUGGGUGUUGAUACAGUUUGGUGCUUUCAUUGUUCUUUGUGGAGCAACCCACUUAAUUAAUUUGUGGACUUUCACAAUGCAUUCGAAAGCACUUGCCUUGGUAAUGGCAAUGGCAAAAGUGUCGACUGCGGUUGUGUCUUGUGCAACCGCGUUGAUGCUUGUGCAUAUAAUUCCUGAUCUGUUGAGUGUGAAAACAAGGGAGCUUUUCCUGAAGAAUAAGACUGAGGAGCUUAAUAGGGAGAUGCACCUCAUAAGAACACAGGAAGAGACAGGAAGGCAUGUCAGAAUGCUGGCGCAUGAAAUCAGAAGCACACUUGACAGGCAUACUAUAUUGAAUACUACGCUUGUUGAGCUAGGGAAGACUUUAGGUUUGGCAGAAUGUGCACUGUGGAUGCCAUCCCGUAGUGGUUUAAAUCUUCAGCUUUCUCACACUCUAAACCACCAAAUACCUCUUGGAUCUGUGGUGUCUAUUAACCUACCUAUUGUCAAUCAAGUUUUCAGUAGUAACCGUGCAAUGAGGAUUCAGCAUACGUGUCCAUUAGCAAGGAUCCGAUCACGUACAGGAAGAUAUGUGCCACCAGAAGUUGUUGCUGUCCGAGUACCACUAUUACAUCAUUCAAAUUUCCAAAUAAAUGAUUGGCCUGAGCUGUCUGCAAAGAGCUAUGCAAUAAUGGUUUUGAUACUCCCAUCAGAUAGUGCAAGAAAGUGGCAUGUUUACGAACUGGAGCUUGUUGAGGUGGUUGCUGAUCAGGUAGCAGUUGCACUUUCUCAUGCUGCCAUUUUAGAAGAGUCUAUGCGGGCACGUGCUCUACUCAUGGAGCAAAAUGUGGCUUUAGAUUUAGCUCGUCGGGAGGCAGAAAUGGCGAUUCGUGCUCGCAAUGAUUUUCUAGCUGUCAUGAAUCAUGAAAUGCGGACUCCGAUGCAUGCAAUUAUUGCUCUGUCAUCCCUGCUUCUGGAAACUGAGCUAACUCCAGAGCAGCGCUUGAUGGUGGAAACUGUAUUAAAGAGUGGCAACCUUCUAGCAACACUCAUCAAUGAUGUUUUAGAUCUUUCUAAGCUUGAGGAUGGGAGCCUUGAGUUGGAGAGUGCAACUUUCAAUCUUCAUUCUGUUUUCAGAGAGGCCAUUAAUUUGAUCAAACCAAUAGCAGUUGUAAAGCAGCUCUUGGUAUCGGUUACACUCGCACCUGACUUGCCUUUGUGUGCCAUUGGUGAUGAAAAGCGGCUUUUGCAAACACUUUUAAAUAUUGCUGGUAAUGCUGUCAAGUUUACGAAGGAGGGCCACAUAUCAAUUACAGCUUCUGUUGCCAAACCAGAUUCUCUAAGAGAGCCUCGAGCUUCUGAAUUUUAUCCAAUUGCUAGUGAUAGGCACUUCUACUUGCAUGUGCAGGUGAAGGAUACUGGUUGUGGAAUCAGUCCCCAAGAUUUACCACGCCUCUUUACCACAUUUGCACACUCUCAGACUGGAUCAAGCAAAGGUUUUAGUGGAAGCGGACUUGGGCUUGCCAUUUGUAAGAGGUUCAUAAAUCUCAUGGGAGGACACAUCUGGCUUGAGAGUGAAGGUGUGGGGAAAGGUUGCACUGCAACAUUUAUGGUGAAACUCGGCGUCUGUGAAAAUUCGAAUGGUCAUCUUCAACAAAUUAUGCGAGUGAGUAGGUCAGAUAAUGGAGAAGCAGAUAUUUCUGGCGCUAGAGCAUUCUUUAAAGAUGAGAAUGGGUUGGUGCCCUCCAGGCUUCGAUACCAGCAAAGUGUAUAG